AUGUGGAAGGACUCUAGCAAUGAUGAUGCCAGGCCUGCAGCCUCCAGCGGCGGCUCCUCUCGCAGCACCAGCCGCAGGAAGAGGACCAGCUUCUCCAAGGAACACGUGGAGCUCCUACGUGCCACCUUCGAAACCGACCCGUACCCUGGCAUCAGCCUCCGGGAGAACCUCUCCCAGACCACAGGCCUGCCGGAGUCUCGCAUCCAGGUGUGGUUCCAGAACAGAAGAGCUCGCACCCUGAAGUGCAAAGGUGCCAAGAAAGCGCUGUGGCAGUCUGACUCCCCAGAUCAGGACGCUCUCACUCUGCCUCAUGUUGUUGGCAACAGGGGGCCGCAGGUGGGCCCCAUCCCUCUGCCACCUCAGGGACCCCCACCCGCCUACCCCACCCAGGUGAAGGAGGAGAUGGAUGAAGCCUGCUACUACCAACAGUGUCCUCCUGCGUACCCCACCAUCGAGGAGCAUGGACAUUACGGCUCCAUGCCUGGGCUCCAGCAGGGCAGCCUGCUGGACAGCGGCUCAAGCCCACACAUGAGGGGCUACUGGCCCCAGCCGGGCAGCCGCACCCCCCCUGCGCAGCCGCUGUGGUGCCACUCUCCACUGGAGAUGAGGAAGUACAGCCCAAGCUCCAGCCAGGCAGCAGCCUUCAUGUACCCGGGAUCAGCCGAUCAGCAGACGUACAUGACCUUUUCCAACUCCCACUCCUCCACCCCAGACACCCCCGACUCUGGAUACUGGGAUGUCGGUGUGGAGAACAGCUCGCCGCUGGACGGCCAGUACUCGCAGCUGGAGGAUUCGUGGAGCGGGAAUGUUGUGGAAGGCUGCGGGGAGUCCAGACAUCCAGGGCUGGCCCAGCUCUUCCCCCUGCCUGAACUUUCUCUGCAGGAGAUUCUGGGCGAGUUGGACGAGGACUGGCUGGGAGGAGGUGGACUGCGUAGCCAUACCACUGCGGAGGAAGUGGCUUUCUGCUGAUGCCUCUCUUGUCAAGAUUUACAAUGGACACUGAGAAAUCCUGUGUAUUAUUUUGAUUUCAGUCAUUCGUGAUAUGUAGAUAGAUAUGUAAAGCUCUGCCGAAAUACUGGACCCAUAUCUUCAAAAUUCUACAAUCCUGCAUGAUGUUUCAUUUAUUCUACACUGACCGCAGUUUGUUUUACCUAA
This is a messenger RNA of Scophthalmus maximus (turbot), 1155 nucleotides long. RefSeq names its product mix-type homeobox gene 1 (gene mxtx1). NCBI's taxonomy places the organism in Eukaryota, Metazoa, Chordata, Actinopteri, Pleuronectiformes, Scophthalmidae. The record is from RefSeq and is a predicted model, not a curated record. The coding region runs from base 1 to 969 and encodes 322 amino acids. The transcript has 3 exons. Gene Ontology annotation, molecular function: DNA binding.